Molecule: messenger RNA, 768 nt
Organism: Emiliania huxleyi CCMP1516
Lineage: Eukaryota; Haptophyta; Isochrysidales; Noelaerhabdaceae
Exons: 2
Coding region: 1-768 (255 amino acids)
Source: RefSeq, a predicted model, not a curated record
AUGACGUGCGCUCGACACUCGAACUCCUACGAGGGCUACCUCCAAAUCUCCGAGAAACAGCUGGAGAAGGUGGUCGCGGGAGGCCGCUUCUCCGUCGAGCAGCUCGUCGACAUGCACUCGCCCAACCGGCCGGGCGGCCUGCUGCAGCUCGCCGAGGGUGGCGACGCCUCGGAUCACCACCACGCGAUCGUCCUGUUCACGCCGACGGACUGCGACCCCGAGCUCGGCGUCCUCUCCGUUAGCUUCGUUGGCCGCUGCGCGUGCGGGGAAGGCGCCCGCGGUGGCGGCCGGCGGCCGGCAACAGGCCCGCUCGGGCAGGAGGCGCAACGUGCGCUACACGCCGUCGAGGCGGAUCGCUCGAUGCUCAACGCGAAGCACGGACUCGGCGGCCUCAUGCCGCUCUGCGCCGAUCGUCUCCGCAUGGCGCUCGUCACGCCCGCCCUCGAGGCGCUCUUGCUGCGCGCCGUCGCCACCUCCGCCGCGUCGCAGCCACUGGUGGCGGUCACGUGCGAGCGUCUCCACCCGCCCCCGGUGGACGGCGCCCCGCACACGGUGCUACUGCUGCAGCGCGCCACCUUCGAAAAGACGCGCCUCGGCGAAGGUAUCCUGCCUCUCUCUGCCGACCUCCUCCUCCUCUCGCCUUGGUGCGAGCACGACGGCCGCCUGCUCGGCCACCAUUGCCAGGCUGUCGAGCCCGGCGCCGCGGAGAAAGCCCUCGCUGGCAGCGAAGGCGGCGGGGGCGCUGCUUGCUUUGGCGGGGGGCCGUGA